AUGGCGGAUUUGAGCCUGCACAAGACCCGCUCGACGGCGGGCUCAUCUUCUGAAAACGAAGACGACCAGGACCGUUCCUUGAACGAUAUCGACGUGGAUUUCGAAAAACUGGGACGCGGUUUCCCCAUGAUAUCGUUACCCAGCAUUUGGAGCUCAAAGGGCAGCACGACAGAGCCGGGGUCUUUCCCGGACUUGGGCCAAUGGACGCGGAAAUUUCAAGUGACAACGUUCAUCAACGACCUUCACAAGGGCCUCAGUUUCUCAAACGCGCUAACGCGUCUCCAGACUGUGAAAGCCGUGACGGAAGAAGCGCUGUUGAGUACGCUGCUUCCGUCGCGCGACGAGAAAAACGUCGCAGGUGAAGAGCCUGCCGGAGUCACGCCUGCGGCUAGCCCGAAGGUCAUACCGCCUUAUAACGAUAUGGUUCUACCGCGUGACAAAGACCCAAGUCUUUUGGACGAACAGCUUUUGAAAUUGACCGAGUUGCCGCAGGAAGCGUUGCACGACGAAGCUACUUUGCGCGACCGAAUCCGCCACAUUCAAGAACUCGACGUAGAGCCUGCGAAAAAGGCGAUGAUGGUCCAGCGGCUGAUGAUGGGCAAACAUUUUGACGAAACUUCGCGACGUUCACCAUCGCUUGACAUCCGACGUGACCGCGACAACGAUGGCGAACUGCAUGCUACGACUCGACGGCCUUCCGACGAGGAAAAGCUGCCCACGUUCCAUGCAGAGGGCGUUUUUGGCUGUGUACACUACCAACGCAGUUGUAAGCUACAAUGCCACGAAUGUCAGGGCUGGUAUACGUGCCGUUUUUGCCACGAUGAAGAUAUGAUGACCAAAGAGCCCGCGUCACAACAUCAUUUGGAAAGGAACAAGACGCAACGAAUCAUGUGCAUGCGGUGUAACCACUGCCAGAAGCCUCAAAAGGACUGUGAAAACUGCAGAGAGGAAUUGGCAGUCUACUUCUGCGAUAAAUGUAAGCUUUUCGAUAGCGACGAAACGAAAGACAUCUAUCACUGUGAUAAGUGCGGUAUAUGUAGACUGGGACUGGGACUCGGCAUCGAUUUUUUCCACUGUGAUGGCUGUCAAGCGUGUCUUUCCAUUGAACUUCAAGGAAGUCAUAACUGCAUUGAGCGUGCCACCAUGGCCAGUUGCCCCAUUUGUGGUGAUUACAUGUUCACAUCUGUCAAACCCGUUGUCUAUAUGUCUCCAUGUGGGCACGCGAUCCAUCAGCAUUGCUUUGACGAGUACGCUAAACACUCUUACAAAUGUCCCUCGUGUCAAGUUUCGGUUUUGAAUAUGGAGGCCCAAUUUCGGGUCUUGGACAAAGAAAUAGAAGAACAGCCUUUACCGCUGCCUUACUGCGAUUGGCUCUGUUACGUAUCGUGCAACGAUUGCAAAGCCAAGAGUUCGUGCAGAUACCAUAUAUUGGGUCUCCGGUGCAACAAUUGUUUUAGCUACAAUACGUUACAAUUGAAACUGGUGAAACCGGAGGAGGAGCAAUCGCUGUCUACCACAGAGAGCAGUUCCGGAACCGAUGUAGGCAACGAUGCGAGAACCCUCGCAUCUCUCAACAGCAUGCGCCAGGAACUUUUGCGCGGUCAUUUUCAAAGAGAGGAAGUGUCACCCAUUAUAAACGUGAACGAAAGCGGCAUGUUGUCCAAUAUUGAAACCUACAUGAACGAGUAUUUCCAAGACGACCCGUACAGCGCUAUUCAAUCCUCAGAAAUGGACAGGCUCCAAUACGGCUCCCAAAAUCUUGUCAGCACAGCUGGUCUGUUCAAGAAAGAUGAGAUGGGCACACCUCAGCUGGGUAGUGCGAGCAUGAAUCGUAUGUCUUCUUUCACGGAUAGACUCAAACAGUUCUUAGGCGAAGCACCGCCCCAGUUGUCGCUAUCCAGUGCCUUUCAAAAAUUUUUACAAGGGAGCCAUCAGGGAUUGUCGUCCGGCGACGAGGACGAUUUUUCUGGCUCAGAAGAUACAAGUCAGGAACAGGAACCCAAUCCUCAAGGUCCUGCGUAA
Messenger RNA from Lachancea mirantina, 2022 nucleotides. The record is from the annotation of a GenBank genome assembly. Lineage: Eukaryota; Fungi; Ascomycota; Saccharomycetes; Saccharomycetales; Saccharomycetaceae.